Messenger RNA from Paramecium sonneborni, 905 nucleotides. The record is from the annotation of a GenBank genome assembly. NCBI's taxonomy places the organism in Eukaryota, Ciliophora, Oligohymenophorea, Peniculida, Parameciidae.
GAAAUGCUGAAAUGUUUAACAAGAAAAUCUGAUCCUGUUAGUAAAGCCUAAAGUUACAAGUUAAGAAACCGAAAAUAUAGAGAGGAAAAUAUAAUAGCAGAAGGGGGAUAUGCAUAUAUAUGGAAAUGUGAAAAUUUUGCGAUCAAAAGAAUUUUAAUUUAAUCUUAGGAAGUCUAUAAAAUGGCUAUGUAAGAAAUAAGAAUAAUGGUAUAAAUAUUGAAUGAGCAUAGACGAAAUUGCCAGAACAUCCAAAUAUAGUAAAGUUAUUUGAUUUUGGUGAAAUAAAAAUACAAAACAAAAUGUUUGUUUGUUUAGUAAUGGAACUUUGCUAAAGCAAUUUAUUUAGUGUUUUAUAAAAUGAAAUAUUAACUGAAAGAAGGAUUUUAGAUAUAUUUAAAUAAAUUCUUGAUGGAUUGGAAGUAUUGCAUGCAGAAUAGAUUAGUCAUAGAGAUUUAAAACUUGAAAAUAUAUUAAUACAGGGUGAAACAUUUAAAUUAUGUGAUUUUGGAUCAGGAUCAAAUGAAAUAAUUGAUCUUAGCUAAUUAAAUAAAGCAUAAUUACAAUAACAAGAGGAAUUAUUUUCAUAAACAACUACAAUAACAUAUAGACCACCAGAAAUGAUAGAUGUACUAACGAGAUAGGUUGUAGAUACAAAAGUAGAUAUUUGGUAAUUGGGAUGUAUUUUGUAUAGUUUAUGCUUUCGCAAAUCAGCAUUCUCAGAAAUGAACAAAAUUGGAAUAGCAUAAGCUAUAUUUGAAAUUCCUUAAUCUUAAAUUUCAAUUAGUACAGUUACUUUAAUCCAAAAGAUGUUGUAAUAAGAUCCAAAGAAGAGACCAACUAUAAAAGAUUUAAAGAUAUCUUUAUAUGGUGCAAUAGAUGAAGAUGAAUGGGGUGAAUUCUAAUGA